Molecule: messenger RNA, 2786 nt
Organism: Acanthochromis polyacanthus (spiny chromis)
Lineage: Eukaryota; Metazoa; Chordata; Actinopteri; Pomacentridae
Gene: parp12a
Product: poly (ADP-ribose) polymerase family, member 12a
Exons: 11
Coding region: 119-2221 (700 amino acids)
Molecular function (GO): NAD+ poly-ADP-ribosyltransferase activity; metal ion binding
Source: RefSeq, a predicted model, not a curated record
AUUUUGAGUUUCGGUUUCACUUCUGAGUAAAACGCCAGUCAUGGAGGUUACUGGUUAGCUCAGCACUUAUCAGAGUGUAGAUUUCUUUUGUUCUUUCUGUAGGUACACUCUCCUCGACAUGGCUUCAUUAAUCUCUAAAUUUGUCAUCAAGAUCCUUUGCGACAAUCAGGGAUGUUUGGACUUCCAGCGGCUGGACGAGGCGAUUGCUCAGAGUUUCACGGUGGAUAAAUCCGUUCUGCGGGGUGUCCUCUUCGACGACGGUAAAAUAGCCAUUCAGGCAGGCAGCAAGAAGCUCCCUGGCGGCCAAAUAACCGGCCCAGACAGCCUGAUUGUGGCUAAAACCAGCCUGCGGAUCUGUCAGAAAAAGACAGGAGAGUGUCUUGGGUGCGAUGGUUUACACCUGUGCAGAUACUUUGUGUGCGGAGAAUGCACCUUUGGAUCCAAAUGUAAAAAUCCUCACCGUCUGGCUGAUCCGUACAAUCAGGAGAUUCUGAAGAGAUACAGUCUUCACGAUCUGACAGAGAAGCAGCUGUUUCAGCUCUUACUGCAGAAUGACCCCUUUCUGCUCCCAGAGGUAUGUGGACAUUACAACAAGGGCAACGGUUUGCACGGCUCCUGCAAAUUCACCACCACCUGCACCAAGCUCCACGUCUGCCUGCACUACUUACAGGGCGACUGUAAGUUUGGCUCUUCAUGUAAAAGAGCUCAUAAUAUCGACGCACAAGGAAUGAAGCUCCUCCGAGGAUUCAGUAAAGAAAAUAUUGCAAACCUCUUCAUGACCUACAGGAAUAAGUUCAUCAUCACGGGUCAACAAGAGCGACCAGCUGCUGUCAUCUCCGUGCUUAAAGAUAUGAGAAUCUCCAUUCCGCAGCCUUCCCACCUUCCCUCCCAAAACAACUUUGGAUCUCCCACCAGCUCUGCUUGUCCAUCCAAAGCCCUGAGUGAUGCCGACCGGAAUGAAAUCUGCCUCUAUUUCAUUCGCAGACACUGUGGCUUCAAAGACAAGUGUGCUCGUGUCCACUGGCACCUGCCUUACAGAUGGCAGGUUUUGGACAGUGACGGUGUGACCUGGAAGGACUUGGUCAACAUGGAAGACAUUGAGAAGGCCUACUGUGACCCAGCUCAUGACACAAGCUGCACAGAUCAACCAUCAGCCGCCUCUGGGCUUUUCAAAUUACUGUCUUAUGCAAGCUCUGCACCUCCCACUGUGCAGUCAGUUGAUUUUGUGAAAAUGACGUACGGAGGGUCUCCAGUUCGUCGCAUCUCCACUGCUUCCUCUGUCUCCAAGCCGCCUCACUACAUUCUUACAACACAGUGGCUUUGGUACUGGAAGGACGAUGGCGGGAAAUGGAAGGAGUUUGGACAGGACGACAGUGAUGAUACAGUCACUUCCCAAACCCUGGAGAACGUGUACCUGGCAGACCAAAAUACAGAGAUUCCCUUUAAGGCUGGCAAACAGCAGUAUGUUCUCCACUUCAAAGAUGCAGCAGGAGCCCAGCAGAUGUACCAGGAGAAUGUGAAGUUUAACACCAAGAGGGAGGUCAGAAGGAGGCCUCGCUUUGUGUCUGCUCAUGACGUGGAGGUGCAGCUGAAGAGUAGUGCUUCGCCACAGAGCUCCUCCACAGCUGAGAUUGUCCCAUCCUACUGGGACAAGAACGCCCUACCUGAGUUUGGAUUCAAGCUCAUACCUCUCCCCAAAUCUGCAAAAGAGCAUAACAGGAUUGAGAUGUUGUUUAAGCUCACCAUGCCUCAGGGUAAAAUUAGCAGCAUCCAGAGGAUCCAGAACCCCUCUCUGUGGAAAGUCUUUCAAUGGCAGAAAGAUCAGAUGAAGGACAGGAACGGAGGGAAUCUUGUGAAUGAGCAGUACUUGUUCCACGGGACAGAUGAGUCCCUGAUUGAGGCCAUCUGUGAACAGAACUUUGACUGGAGGAUGUGUGGUGUCCAUGGCACCGCCUAUGGCAAAGGGAGCUACUUUGCCAAAGAUGCUUCCUACUCAGACAGAUAUGCCAAAAUCAGAGGAACCCUGAACAAGAUCAUGUUUGUUGCUCUGGUCCUGGUGGGGGAGUACACCAAAGGAAAGAGCAGCUAUGUACGGCCUCCGCCAAAAGGAGGCAGCUGGACUUUGUAUGACAGCUGCGUCGACUCCGAGAGCAACCCCAGCAUAUAUGUCAUCUUUGAUAAACAGCAGAUUUAUCCAGAGUAUCUGAUCAACUACUCAUAGAUCACAGGGCUGGGUUUUACUUUUCUGAAGACUUUAAUCAUGGGAAAAAUUGCGCUUCAGCUGGCUGGUUGUAACUCAUUUCUUGUUAGGCUUGUAGAGUUUUGCAGCGGUGGAAGUGAAUUUUAAAAGAAAUUACACAGCGUGACACAACAAAACAUAUUAAAGUGCCUGUAAAUGAAGGGUUCAUUGCAGCACAGUUGUCAUUGUGAUUGUUGGAUCAUUAAUGUGUGCUUAAUGUUACAGUAUUUUUAGGUAGGGCUACUUUAAAACCACUUUCCGUUAUGUUGGGUGCUUUGAGUUAAUACAAAUCAUCAUCAUUUAGAAAUUGAUCAUGUUUUAAAAUAUUUCCACCUGAAAUGUAGUGGAAAAGAAGAUCAAAUUAGGAGGAUUAUUAGGAGGAUCAUUAGAAAAGACUCACUUUGCAUUAAAGGAUAUACAAACAAAAAAAACGCGGCUUUUCCUGUACAGAUGUCUGCGACUGCACUUCUACACUUUUUUUUUUUGACAAGAAUGCCUGGUUUUCACUGGUUGUUACAAAAUAAACACACUGCAAAAUGUCAAAUCA